AGGGAGGGAGGGUCGGAAAGGGGGCGUGACCGCGGCGGGGGGAAGACGCGUCGUACAUAUAUAUACAUAGAUAUAAUAGAUGGGAUGGGAGAGCAAUGAAGAGGUCUUGUUGAUUUCCCGCCAAAACAACAAGGAUCAGCCCAUCCCUCUUCUCUCUCUCUUCUCUAGCUCACCUCCCCCUUUUCUCUUCUUCUCAAAUCCCUAAAACUGUUACAGAGCCUUCGGCAAUGCGCGGUGGCACUGUUCAGAUCAAUUGGCACGACACUAAGCCCGUCCUAACCCUUGAUUUUCAUCCUACCUCCGGGAUUCUCGCUACUGGCGGCGCCGAUUUCGACGUCAAGCUAUGGAUUAUUAAUUCAAGUGAAGUGGGAAAGAAAAUCCCCACUGCUUCUUAUGAGAGUAGCCUUGCUUACCAUGGUUCUGCUGUGAACGCUCUUCGCUUCUCACCUUCAGGGGAAUACCUUGCCUCUAGUGCUGAUGGAGGUGAACUGGUUAUAUGGAAAUUACAUGUAACCGAUCCAGGUCGGGCAUGGAAAGUUCUCAAGACAUUAUCGUUUCACCGUAAGGAUGUGUUAGACCUCGAGUGGUCUUCUGAUGGUGCAUUUCUUGUUUCUGGAUCAGUUGAUAAUUCUUGCAUUAUAUGGGAUGUUAACAAAGGUUCUGUUCAUCAAAUUUUAGAUGCUCAUCUCCAUUAUGUUCAAGGUGUGGCGUGGGACCCAUUAGCCAAAUACAUUGCUUCACUUAGUUCAGACAGAACUUGCCGGAUAUAUGUCAACAAGCCUCAAACUAGAGCAAAAGGAAGUGAGAAGAUGAAUUAUGUUUGUCAGCAUGUUGUCUCCAAGUUGGAGCCUCAAACGAUGGAUGAGUCUAAGUUAGUUAAAAACCAUCUCUUUCAUGAUGAGACAUUACCAUCUUUCUUCCGAAGGCUAGCCUGGUCACAUGACGGAUCAUUUUUGCUGGUGCCUGCAGGUUCUUACAGAUUCUCACCUGCAUCUGAACCAGUUAACACCAGCUAUGUUUUCUCUAGAAAAGAUUUUACGAGGCCUGCUCUACUUCUCCCCGGUGCCAGCAAACCUGUGGUUGCAAUGCGCUUCUGCCCUGUGACAUUUAGGCUGAGGGCUUCAAAUCCAGCUGCUUUCUUCAAGCUCCCUUAUCGUCUUGUUUUCGCUUUGGCUACUUUGAAUUCUUUAUACAUCUACGACACAGAAAGCAUUCAGCCAAUAGCAAUCAUGGCUGGACUUCAUUAUGCAGCAAUAACUGACAUCACAUGGUCACCUACUGGAAAAUAUUUAGCACUGUCCUCUCAAGAUGGUUACUGCACUCUUGUAGAAUUCGAGAAUGAUGAACUAGGAACACCUGUAUCUGAAGGGAAGAAGGUUGUGGGGGAGGAGAGCGACAUUUCGAGUCAGAAAGCAGAGGAUACAGGGAUUAGAGAAGUUACAGACAAUGGCAUUAGAACUGUUGAUACAAAUGCAGCUCCAGCUCCAGCAGCAGCAGUUAAAAUUGAAGAACAGCAACAGCCAUCAUCAGCGAGUCCAGCGGCAACCCCCUCGCAGAGUAGGCCUGCCAAGAGGCGCAUUACUCCUAUGGCAAUAGAUUGAGCAAAGUUAGUCGGCCUUUACACUAAUUAUGUACAUUUCAGUAGCUGAAGAAGUUGUGAUUUCUAGGCGUCACCUGGCAUUAUAUUGUCCUUUUUCCUUUCCCCUCUUUAUAUGUGGGCUCAUUUGUAGUUAGUAAACUCAACUGCCAGCUAUUCUCUUCUUCGGUUGCUUCUUUGUGCCUGCCCGUGGUGUUAUGUUUAAGUUAUUAUAUAUGAUGGUAGGCAACACUUUUGAUUUCUAA
Molecule: messenger RNA, 1842 nt
Organism: Diospyros lotus (date-plum)
Lineage: Eukaryota; Viridiplantae; Streptophyta; Magnoliopsida; Ericales; Ebenaceae
Product: chromatin assembly factor 1 subunit FAS2
Exons: 12
Coding region: 228-1601 (457 amino acids)
Biological process (GO): DNA replication-dependent chromatin assembly; nucleosome assembly
Cellular component (GO): CAF-1 complex; nucleus
Molecular function (GO): protein binding
Source: RefSeq, a predicted model, not a curated record